CAGCAACAUUUGCAGGCGGGCGGUUUUGAAAGCCGGCCUUGCCGCCCCAAUGUAUUUCGUAUCUCAGAAAUUUUUUGUUAGUGACAUGGUCGAGACACGUCCAUUCACGUUGUGGGCUGCGGGUGUAUUCGAAAUAUAUUCGUCGUGUUUAUCGUGAAGCGUGAAUUCUUUGCAUGGAAACAUUCGUGAAUGAAUAUUCUUUUUUUGGAAUAAUAAAUAAAAACCUAAGAAAUAAAUAAAAACAAGGGACAGCAGUGAGCAAAAGAACAAAAAAAACUUCCUACUUGGAUCAAUGUGUGAAAUUUUCAAAAUAUAUUUGAAUAAAAGUGGAAAGAUUUCAACGAAAGAACGAACCUACAAAAGAGUUUGAGUGGCAUAAACAAAUGUGGCAAAUGCAAAUGUCAGUUCAGUUCAGUGCAAAAAAUAAUUGAGUUUUUUUUAUAAUUUUUUUAUUUUUCUGGAAAAAUUCAAAUACACCCCAAAAUAAUACAAAGAAAAGAAGAAAAAAAAAUAAACAAGUGCAAAGCCAAAAAACGAUUUUUUUUGGUGUGGAUUACCAGUGAAGGAAAGUGAAGUGAUGGCUUAAAUGGAUUAAACAUAAAUAAGAAAACACACUGAGAGAAAGAAAGAGAGAGAGAGAGAGAGGGAGAGAUAUUAUGCAGUGUCCAGAUGUGUGCGCGAUUGUUCCGGCACUAAGAUCUAUAUAGUACUAAUCGUAGAUUGAAAAAACCGAAUAUCAUUCGGUGAAAGGAACCCGUAAUACGGCCACUAUCUCCAACGGAACGGCAGACGAAGCCCCAAAGAGAAAACAAAACAGAGAGAAAAACACCCAGAGAGGGGCAACCGCAACCCCAACCCCCGCCCCAGCCCCCUUUGCACAAAGCCACUCGGAUGACGCAACGGAGGAGACAUCAGCCGCCCACGAUGCAGACACUCGCGAUGAUGCUGCCGGUGCUGCUGCUGCUGGUGUUGACGUCAGUGACGGUCCUGCCGGCCCAUGCCUCGCCUUUUACGAGCUAUCAGAAUCAGCGAUUCGCCAUGGAGCCGCAGGACCAGACGGCCGUGGUGGGGGCACGCGUUACGUUGCCCUGCCGCGUCAUCAACAAGCAGGGCACCCUCCAAUGGACCAAGGACGACUUCGGGCUGGGCACCUCCCGCGAUCUGAGCGGCUUCGAGCGGUACGCGAUGGUAGGCAGCGACGAGGAGGGCGACUACUCGCUGGACAUAUACCCGGUGAUGCUGGACGAUGAUGCCCGGUACCAGUGUCAAGUGAGUCCCGGCCCCGAGGGACAGCCGGCCAUCCGGUCGACAUUUGCGGGCCUGACAGUGUUGGUGCCGCCGGAGGCACCGAAAAUUACCCAGGGCGAUGUCAUCUAUGCCACCGAGGAUCGGAAGGUGGAGAUUGAGUGCAUCUCUGUGGGCGGGAAGCCCGCAGCUGAGAUUACAUGGAUUGAUGGCCUGGGCAACGUGCUAACGGAUAACAUUGAGUACACGGUGAUACCGCUGCCCGAUCUGCGCCGCUACACGGCCAAGUCGGUGCUCCGGCUCACACCGAAAAAGGAGCACCACAACACGAAUUUCACGUGCCAGGCACAGAACACGGCCGACCGCACCUAUCGCUCGGCGAAAAUACGUGUCGAGGUUAAGUACGCGCCCAAAGUCAAGGUGAAUGUGUUGGGAGGAGGCCCGACUGGGGGCUCCUCUAUGGGAACCCACCAACGGAUUGUGGAGCAUGCCCAGGUGCGACUCGAGUGCCGGGCAGAUGCCAAUCCCAGCGAUGUCCGUUAUCGCUGGUACAUCAACGACGAACCAAUUAUAGGCGGUCAAAAAACUGAGAUGAUCAUACGCAAUGUGACGCGCAAGUUCCACGAUGCCAUUGUCAAGUGCGAGGUGCAGAAUUCCGUGGGCAAGAGCGAGGAUAGCGAGACCCUGGACAUAAGCUAUGCCCCCAGCUUCCGGCAACGUCCCCAAUCCCUGGAGGCGGACAUCGGCAGCGUUGUGUCCCUCAGCUGCGAGGUGGACAGCAAUCCCCAGCCGGACAUUGUCUGGAUCCAGCAUCCCAGCGACCGCGUUGUCGGCACCAGCACCAACCUCACCUUCAGCGUGAGCAACGAGACGGCCGGACGCUACUACUGCAAGGUGAAUGUGCCCGGCUAUGCGGAGAUCUCAGCGGAUGCCUAUGUCUACCUGAAGGGAUCCCCAUCGAUCGGCUCCCAGCGGACGCAGUACGGCCUGGUGGGGGACACCGCACGCAUCGAGUGCUUUGCCAGCAGUGUGCCCCGGGCCCGUCAUGUCUCGUGGACGUUCAACGGACAGGAGAUCAGCUCAGAGUCUGGCCAUGACUACUCCAUUCUGGUGGACGCCGUGCCCGGCGGGGUCAAGAGCACGCUCAUCAUCCGGGACAGCCAGGCCUACCACUACGGGAAGUACAACUGCACUGUCGUCAACGACUACGGCAACGACGUGGCCGAGAUACAGCUGCAAGCCAAGAAGAGCGUUUCCCUUUUAGUGACAAUUGUAGGUGGAGCAUCGGCCUUGGUCUUCCUGGUGGUCCUCAUUAUCCUCCUGGUGAUGUACUUGAAGUGCAAGAAUCGCACCAAACUGCCGCCCGCCGAUGUGAUCAGCGAGCAUCAGAUCACCAAGAACGGAGGAGUCAGCUGCAAGAUGGAGCCAGGCGAUCGCACCUCCAACUACAGCGACCUCAAGGUGGACAUCUCCGGCGGAUAUGUGCCCUAUGGCGACUACACCACCCACUACAGCCCACCGCCCCAGUAUCUGACAACGUGCUCCACCAAGUCCAAUGGCAGCUCCACCAUCCUUCAGAACAAUCACCAGAACCAGCUGCAGCUGCAGCAGCAGCAGAGCCACCAGCAACACCAGCACCACCAGCAGCAGCAGAGCCACCAGGCACCGCACCACCAGCAACCACCCGGCCAGAGCCUGCCCAUGACCUUCCUCACCAACAGCAGCGGGGGCAGUCUGACGGGUAGCAUCAUCGGAUCCCGGGAGAUACGCCAGGAGAAUGGUCUGCCCAGUCUGCAGUCGACGACGGCCUCUGUGGUGAGCUCCUCGCCCAAUGGCAGCUGCAGCAACCAGAGCACUGCCACCACCACCCACGUGGUGGUGCCCAGCUCGAUGGCCUUGAGCGUGGAUCCGCGGUACAGCGCCAUCUACGGUAAUCCCUAUUUGCGCUCCUCCAACUCCUCGCUGCUGCCGCCCCCCACAGCGGUCUAAGCGAUCGAGUAGUUCGAUCGAGCAGCCCACUCGAAGACUGAUCUCAAGGGACACGGGACACGGGACAAGGGCUACGCUCUGCACUGCUCCUGGCCUGUCCUGGAUCGUUCAAUGGGGUAAGAUUGGGGCGUCCGCGCCAUUGGAAGAUUUUCAGCAACCAAAAAUUCGAAUCGAGUAACGAGUAACUUAAAGAUUUAGCUUAGAAAGAGCUCACACACACACACAUCUGAUCGUAAUUGUAUGACUAGGCUUAGGUAAACCAAACCCCCCCCCCCCCACCACCCGGCAUCCAGAUCCUUCGUUUUCUAAUCGUUAUCCUGCCUAGCCCACUGGAAAAUAAUGGAAUGUACUUUAGCUUUAGCAGAGGGAAUGAUCUUUUUCGAAACCGUAGUGUGCUUUCUGCUUCGGUUUUCCAAUCUAGGCUAAGCGCAGUUCUAUCUAAACAGAGACUAAGCUUCAAAGAAUCAGUGUUAGGCAUUUACAACUAUCGAAGGAAAGAGAGAGAGAGGGAGAGUGUUAAGAAACGCCUUAAAAAAAUACAUUAACUGUUGGCUGCAGGGGCACCUGUUGAGUUUUCCGCGCAGCGAAGGGAUUAACGGCACUGCGAGGGCAUUUGUUAAGGGUUCAUCAUUUAAUGCCAUUUGGAACUGAAGAUGGAAUAAUAAUCAAACACACAUCUUUUAUAUAUACCUACCGAUCAAUUUAUCUUUGUGUUUUUUCAUACUAAUUUUUACCAGCUUUCACUUCAAUCUUUCACUUUUUUACCUAUAUAUUCUACUUCAUAUGAUCUAACUUGUAUCUAUUAGCUUUAGCAUGAAAUUAUCUCAGUUGGUUUCUAUCUGGCUACUCCUUCGACCCAAUAAUAAUAGUCUUAACCAUUUUCCAUGCCUUAAACAAAUGCCCACGAAGUGCCACAAAAAAAAAUCAACAAUAUAUACGAGUAUAUAUAAAAAUGUAGAGAAGCAAAAACAAAAUUCAAUUAUAUAUGUUUAAAUGGAUUUAUAUAAUCUAAAUAUAUAUAGAAAUACAGACAGACAGUAAUUCAGUUGAAUGGAUAGUAUUUAAGGGAAAAAAUAUGCCAAAGUACCUGAUAGUAUUUAAGUCGAGAGCCAGCCGAGACCCUGACACGGCGCUCUCAUCAAUUACAUUUAAAAAAAAAAAAAAAACAAUUUAAAUUUAUUAAUAUAAUUUGUAAUAUUUUUUUUUUUGAGCUAUAACUAAACGUAUGAAGAUAAGUAUUUCGAUAUAAGGAUAUGCCGAUAGAGAAUAUACAAAUGAUAGAUGUUAGAUCUUCGACAGUCGCCUUAACUUAUGACACGCCCACACACUCUCGAGACAGCGCCCAUGCUAGCAGCCACUAAGAGAUAGAGGAUAGAACAUGUAUUCAAUUCGUCAGUUCAAUUGUUCUAAGUGUACUUCUAAGUGUAUAACGGUCUAAUUAUCCUAGUUGUAGCCUAAAGAAACACACACACCCACACACAUCUACAUAAUGAUAUACCUAAAUAUAUAUAUAUAUAUAUAUAUAUACAUAGAUAUAGCUAUACAUACAUAGUAUUUACAUUCAUACAUACUAUAUAUACAAACAAUUUUUUUGCAUAGACCCUAAGCAUUAUAUUUUGAUAAAUGAACAAUUCGAAGUAAUCAUCCAGCAGACGUGUAUAAUUCUUGUAUUUCUUGUAAUUCCUGCAAUUCCUGUAAUUCCCGUUGCCCCAAGUUCAGUUUAGUUUCUCUAUAUUUAUCAUAGAUCCGUGUAUUUGUGGAUAUCGCGCUUGUCAAUUAAGCGACAAACAAAUAUAAGUGUUUUUACCUAUACAGAAUGCAAAUUAUAAAAACAAAUAAGCUAAAAACAACAAAACAAAAACAAUAAAACACACACACACAAA
Messenger RNA from Drosophila pseudoobscura, 5117 nucleotides. It is a transcript of the gene rst, whose product is annotated as irregular chiasm C-roughest. Gene Ontology annotation, biological process: cell-cell adhesion. NCBI's taxonomy places the organism in Eukaryota, Metazoa, Arthropoda, Insecta, Diptera, Drosophilidae. The transcript is spliced from 8 exons. Gene Ontology annotation, molecular function: cell adhesion molecule binding. The coding region runs from base 892 to 3234 and encodes 780 amino acids. The record is from RefSeq and is a predicted model, not a curated record. Gene Ontology annotation, cellular component: plasma membrane; cell-cell junction.